Sinocyclocheilus anshuiensis is the source of this 1290-nucleotide messenger RNA. RefSeq lists its product as uncharacterized. Gene Ontology annotation, biological process: cell surface receptor signaling pathway; immune response. The transcript has 7 exons. Gene Ontology annotation, molecular function: transmembrane signaling receptor activity. Lineage: Eukaryota; Metazoa; Chordata; Actinopteri; Cypriniformes; Cyprinidae. Bases 1 to 1290 code for a protein of 429 amino acids. Gene Ontology annotation, cellular component: external side of plasma membrane. The record is from RefSeq and is a predicted model, not a curated record.
AUGAGGUCUCUGCUGACACUGCCAGUGUUGUUGGCUCUCAUAAGGGGGAACAAGGGACAGAAACCAACAGUAUCUCUCCUGCCGAAGUUCCCACAGGUGUAUGUUGGAGAUGACGUCGCUCUGAUCUGUAACCAUAAAGGAGGGAGUAAACCAACAAAAUGGAUUAUUGAUGGAACACAACAAUCACAUCAGGAUUAUUCAAUUAUUCUUCUUACUGCAGUGACACCAAAAAACAACGGGGCGUGUGAAUGUGAGCAGGGCGGACCGAGAAGUGACCCGUUCACACUCACUGUACUGGAGCUGGAGCCUCACGCUCAGCCCUCUCCAUCUGUAGGAGGUGCUGUGAUGACCAAAGGAGAAGGAAGAAACCUGGUGCUGCAGGCGGACGAUGAUCUGAAGGACUGGGCUUGUUUUGCGUUGAGGGGAGUGAGCAGCUUCGCUUUAGGAGUCAAUGUUAAUGAGAAGAUGAAGAGAGCUGUUAUAUUUGCUGAAUUAAAAGGGGCAGAAAGAGCCACUUUCUGGUGCAAGAAAAAGAAAACAGAACAUCGAAGCAAUGCAGUGACGCUGAAAAUGACAGAGCUCAUGGUGAUGUUGGUUCCUCCGGCCGUUCCUGUGCUGCAGGGGGAGCCUGUGGCUCUCAGGUGUGUAGUCUGGGGUGGACCGAAACUGGAAAAUGCAGUCUUCUAUAAGGAUAAAAUAGAAAUCAUGAACUCACCUGAAGGCACAUACACCAUCACCAACGCCACACAAGAUGAUGUCGGCAACUACAGCUGCCACGCCACCUACAGGUUCAGCCACAUCAGUGCAGAAGCAGCACAGAAGGAAGGAGAUUCUGACGCUCAGGAGUUAAAAGUUAUAGGUGGGCCUCCUGCUGCAGUGAUUUCAGUGUCUACUAAGAGUCUGCAGUGUUCCUGUCCUCGCUGUCCUGCCGACUGCACGUCCUACCACUGGUAUCACACACUCUUUAAUGACCCACACUCACACAGAAGACUAUCUGAAAACCACCAGUCCAUUACCGUCGAGGAAGAAGGACUGUACAGCUGCCAGUUUGACUGCGGGAAAGGUUUCUCCCGUUUCAGCGAUAGUUACAGCUACAAAGCACAACCAGCGGAGUUUGGAGGCCUGCUGUACAUACUGCUCGGGGUGGCAGCACUGAUUAUUCUCAUGGGUGUGACUGUGUGGAUGCUGAAGCGCAGAACGCAUGGAAGAAAUAAUAUGCAAGUGACUGGACGGGGUAAAGAUAAUGACAUGCUGAUGAGUGUACGCUUUGAGCGAAGGGAGGAUUUUUAA